UGAUUUUUCUUUAUUUCAACGUAAUAAUUUUAUAUGAUAAUUUAAAUAUAUUAUAAAAAGUAGCCCUACAUUUUUUCACCAUCAACCCCAUCCCCGUAUAUGUUCCAACCUUGUACUUCCAGUGCACUGGCCGGACGCCACACCUCGUCGCCGGAGCAGCCUUCUUCCCUGAACGCCAUCUUCUUCAAUCGCGGCCAUCUUCCUUCAGUAAAAGCCUGUACUUUCUCCCCCUUUAUGAACCAAUUUGAACAAGUUUUUUCCUCUUGCGAUCGAAACACAUCAUAACAGAGCUGAAGCGAGAAGAGAACUGGAACGUACUUGAUAGUUCUUCAUCGGUUGCUGGAGUCAUUGUUUGAUACGUUGCAUCUGAAGUUCGCAACAUAGACAUAUCGUCUAAAUCCCCCGAUAUCCUGAAUGGAUUUCACGGAGAAAAGGAACGUUUAGCACAAAUUGGUCUCGCAGUUCAAUGCUUUUAUAUUUCCGGCGAACCACCGCUUCAUUGCGUAUAUUUCCCUCUCCUUUUCUUUCUCCGGCAAGGUUCCUCUCAGCACUUCAGGCCACUCUCUCUCCACCGGAAAAACCAAACUCCGUCACAACACAACCCCUAACAAAGCCCCAACUCACAACCAUAGUCCUCGCUCAAUACCACCAUGGCAAAUUCUCCAACCUUCUCCAAAACAUCAUCUCUUCACCCUCCGUCCUCCUCACAGCCUGCCACAACCUCAUCCAUGGCGGCCCAAACUCACAUGCACCACCUUCUAUCGACUCAAUCUCAUCUAAUUUCUUCUCAAUCACGGAUCUGUCUGAAGAGAUCUGCCAAAACAGAUUCGAUUUCGACUCAUGCAUCCUCAAAAUGGCAAACAAAGGUGAACCAAUUUCUCUCGCUCUUCCUAACUUGAAACUUAAGGUCUUGAUUGAAUCCAUUAGAAUGGUUUUAGAAGUUAUAUAUGAUGAUCGUUUUGCAACUUUUAGCUAUGGUGGUCGUGUGGGUAUGGGUAGACACACUGCAAUUCGUUAUCUAAAGAACACUGUGGAAAACCCCUCUUGGUGGUUUACUGUUUCAUUCAACAAUAAAACGGAAUUCAGUAUAGAAAACACAAACAAACUAUGCUUGAUUAUAGAAGAAAAAAUCAAAGAUGAGAUGUUCAUUGAUAUAAUCAAGAGGUUGAUCAUAUCAAAAGUAAUUUCCCUUGAUUUGGGUGGAUGUUAUUUAGGAAAAGGGCUCCCUCAAGAAUGUGGGUUGAAUUCAAUCUUGAUUAACAUCUACUUGAACCCAUUUGAUCAAAGAUUACAAGAAUUACGUCUUCAUAUCAACAAAAAAAACCCUGAAUCUAGAUUGAUUGAAGAAGAUGAAAGUAAUCAUGUUUUCCAUAAACCCUUAAAGAUAUACGCUGUUAGGUACUUAGAUGAAAUACUUGUAAUCACAUCCGGAUCAAAGGGCUUAACCAUGAAUUUAAAGAAUCAAGUUGUUCAAUUUCUAGACAAGAAUUUGUGUUUAGAGAUAGAUAGGGGUAAAACCGUCAUUCACAGUGCGGUGUCUGAAGAAAUUACGUUUUUGGGCAUGGAUCUUCGGGCAGUAACGCCCUCGGUUUUGCAUCCUCCAAUGUCGGAAAAGGCAAUAAGGGCGAAAAAAAAGUACUUAAGACAAAAAGAAGUAAGACUUCAAGAACUUAAAAACAGAAGAGAAACAAAUCGGAAAAAACUUGCUAUGAAAAUCUUUACACAUGUCUAUAAAAAACUUAAAACAAGCAACGGAUUCAAAUUCGAUUUCAAAAUCGAAAAACAAAUUCGGGAAAUUUUCGACACGUGGGCUUGCGAAACCGUUGAUGAGUUUUUAAAUUCAAUAGAAGAACGCGCACCCGUGUAUCGAAAUCUCUCGGGUGGAGACUUUUUAUCUUUAAAAAGAAUCCGAGACCAACUUCCGGAAGAAUUAAUACAAUCUUAUGAUAAUUUUCAAGAAAAAGUUGACAAGUAUUUGAACCCGAUAAAAGCACGAGAGAAGUUACUAAAUAUAAAAAUGAAACAAGAACAAGAAGAAGAAGAAAAAUACACCGAAAGAACAGUCAAAGAUUUGACCCAACUUCUUAUAAAAGUCGAUGCACCCGAAAAAUCGAUAAAAAAAUCCGUAAAAUUAGCGGGAUUCACGAAUGACAUGGGUCGCCCGAGACCUAUCACUUUACUCACGGUUCUUGAAGAUAUCGAUAUCAUUAAAUGGUACACGGGUAUCGGAAAAAGAUGGCUAAAUUACUAUUCGUGUUCUAGAAACUUCAAGUUUGUGAAAACGAUUGUGAGUUAUCACUUGCGAUUUUCGUGUUUAUUAACUUUAGCUGAGAAACACGAAUCAAGUAAACGAGAAGCUAUUCGACAUUACACGAAAGAUUUGAGGGUUUUUGAUGUUGAUGGAAGUGAAGAGUUUUGGUUUCCUAGUGAAAGGGAGAUUAAGAUGAUGGGGGAUAAGAAUCUUGUGGAUCCGAAACCCGUGGAUGGGGUUUUGAGUAUGGUGUUGAUAAGAUUGGCAUUUGAUGAGGGUUUGUAUCGAUGUGGUGCGCAUUUUUGUGAGAGAUUUGAUACGAUUGUGUAUCGUAUUCGGUUGUUGGAUCGAGGUUUGAAUUUGGAUGAGAAGUGUUGGGUUUUUGAUAGGAUGUGUGUUGUGUUGUGUUCGGAUCAUGUUAGUGAGAUGUAUGUUGGUGAACUUACGCUACAAGAUGUUGACUAUUCGAGCUUGAUGUGUAUUUGAUACCGGAUUUCAUGGACUUGUAUUUGUUCACUUUUUUAAUAGUAAAAUAUCUAAAAUGGAAAUGGUUGUGAUUCGAUAAAAUUCCAUGGAAUGAAUAAAAGAAUCUUGAUAUUCUUCU
Molecule: messenger RNA, 2855 nt
Organism: Lactuca sativa (garden lettuce)
Lineage: Eukaryota; Viridiplantae; Streptophyta; Magnoliopsida; Asterales; Asteraceae
Product: RNA-directed DNA polymerase (reverse transcriptase)
Biological process (GO): mitochondrial mRNA processing; homing of group II introns
Cellular component (GO): mitochondrion
Molecular function (GO): RNA-directed DNA polymerase activity
Source: RefSeq, a predicted model, not a curated record